Anoplopoma fimbria (sablefish) is the source of this 4678-nucleotide messenger RNA. It is a transcript of the gene eif2ak3, whose product is annotated as eukaryotic translation initiation factor 2-alpha kinase 3. Gene Ontology annotation, biological process: protein phosphorylation. The record is from RefSeq and is a predicted model, not a curated record. Lineage: Eukaryota; Metazoa; Chordata; Actinopteri; Perciformes; Anoplopomatidae. Gene Ontology annotation, molecular function: protein binding; ATP binding; protein kinase activity.
GGGCGUUUUUUGGAAGAUUUCUUUUGCACUUUCUCCUGUUUUUUUUUGUUGUUGUUGCACUUUGCACUUUUUUGUAUGUUGAUAUUUAUUAAAAAAGAGCAGUGGCAUGUAAAUCUCAUACUUCACUAAUGUGCCAGUCUUACAAAUGGAAAGGGGGUUUCACUUUGGAAACGUGAGCAUUUCCCUGGUGCUCCUGCUGCUCCUGCUGCUGCUCAGAGUGCUCACCGGUGCAGGGUCGGAGGAUGUUGCGGGGAGAGGAGCCGUGCAGCGCGGCUUGGAGAGCGUCGGCUCCCCGGUCAGUGUAGCGGACGUCACCGUGGAGGACGACGAGAACGGGUCUGCUGGAGAGGCCGACGAGACUUUGGGGGACAGCAGCAACAUGCAGCCGACCAGGUCUCUUGUGAUCAUCAGUACACUGGACGGGAGGAUCUCUGCUCUGGACCCUCACAACCAGGGCAGGAAGCAGUGGGACCUAGAUGUGGCCUCAGGGUGCCUGGUGUCGUCCAGCCUCAGCAAACCUGAGGUGUUUGGCAAUAAGAUGGUCAUCCCUUCCCUGGACGGUGCCUUGUUCCAGUGGAACCGGGACCGGGAGAGUAUGGAGGCAGUGCCUUUCAGUGUGGAGUCCCUGCUGGAUUCGUCUUACCGGAUCGGGGAGGACACUGUCCUGGUCGGGGGCAAAUCUCUCACUACCUAUGGCCUGGGGGCCUUUAGCGGCAAGCUUCGGUACAUCUGCUCUGCGGUGGGCUGCAGCCGCUGGGGGGACGAGGAGCUGGAGGCCGAAGACGUGCUCCUGCUGCAGAGGACCCAGAAGACGGUGCGAGCCAUCAGGCCGCGAUCAGGGAUGGAGAAGUGGAACUUCAGUGUCGGGAACUUUGAGCUGAAGCUCCUCACCGAGACGCAGUCCGGCAUGAACUUCCUGGAGGGGGAGAUGGCGAACGGCGACGCCUGGAGGGAGAGUCAGCGUAUCAUCGCUGACGAACCGAAAGAGAGAGGGCAGGCGGAGAACAAGCAGAACCAGAUCCUGGACCUCGUCAUCAAAGUGUCUGUUCCCGAUUGGAAGGUCAUGGCCUUCAGUGCGGCGCCGGAUGGACAGCUGGUCUGGGAACGCCAGUUCUGCACACCCAUCGCUUCGGCUUGGCUGGUGGGCGGGGGCAAAGUCACGCCCAUCGCCCUGUUCGACGACAACGCCUACAGCAACCAGUCAGAGACUGAUGAGGAGGACGAGGACGACGAUUCCCGUAAGGCCAGAGGAGCAGAGGAGUCCAGUGUUUACCUUGGAAUGUACCAGGGACAGCUCUACCUCCAGUCCUCAGUGAGGAUCAGCGAAAAGUUCCCUUCCAAAGCUAUCGGACCGAUCAAGGACAUAAUUCCUCUACCAACAGUCAAGUGGAAGCCGCUAGUCCAUUCCCCGUCUCGGACACCAGCCCUGGUCGGUUCUGAUGAAUUCGACAAGUGUCUGAAUAAUGACAAGUUCUCCCAUGAAGAAUACAGCAACGGAGCCCUGUCCAUCCUUCAGUAUCCAUACGACAACGGUUACUACUUCCCCUACAAGCGUUACCGGGAGAAACGGAACAGUGCCGUCAGCCUGAUAAAGGGAAACGAGGCGGGGGCUGAGGGUCGCAGGAGAAAGGACCCGGUGCUGCUGCUGCCCUGGUGGAAGGAGAUCCUCGGCACCAUCGUCUUCUGCAUCGCCGCCACCACCUACAUCGUCCGCAAGUUCUUCCACCCUCCCGCCCCGGUGGCCUACGUGAGGCAACGGAAGGAGUCAGAGACACAGUGCCAGACGGACUGCAAGUUUGACCUUGAGGUUGUGGAAUCCAAAGAGCCGGUUGCCAUGGAGACCCGUUCCAGCGAAUAUGUGUCCAGGUACCUGACUGACUUUGAGCCGGUGCAGUGCCUCGGCCGCGGGGGGUUCGGCGUUGUGUUUGAAGCCCGCAACAAAGUGGACGACUGCAACUACGCCAUCAAAAGAAUCCGUCUGCCCAACAGAGAGCUGGCCCGCGAGAAGGUGAUGCGAGAGGUGAAGGCCCUGGCCAAGCUGGAGCACCCGGGGAUUAUCCGCUACUUCAACGCCUGGCAGGAGAGCCCCCCCGAGGGCUGGCAAGAGGAGAUGGACCAGAGGUGGCUGAAAGACGGCAGUACCACCGACUGGCCAAUGAGCUUCCUCGACCACAUGGAGGCGCUGUCAGUCAAAGUCCCAGUGUCCAGCUCGGUGUCACCGGUCUCCGGGCCCGGAGGAGACGUCCUGGAGGCCUCUGUGGAUACGCGGGCCCUUCUCUCCAGCAGCGCCGGCAGUGCCGUAGGCUUUGGAGACCUGUCCUUCCACCCGAUGCUGGGCCACGACAGCCUGAUGUCCGAGCCGGACAGCCAGGCCGACCCUGAUGUCUCGGACACCCCCCACUCCUUUGAGCUGUGUCCCCCACGCGGCCCCAGCGACUGCACCUCCUCUUCCUUUGACAUCGUGUUCGAGGACUCGGGCUGCGACCGAGAUGCUGACGCGGACACGGACUCGGCCUCGGCCUCGGCCUCCGGCGCAGCCAGUCCGAGCUCCACGACGGAGAAGAACAGCUCGUCUUCCUCACGCACCAGACAACAGGAGUCCGUCCCGCCCUCCUCUUCCUCUCCCCGGCCAACCUCACUUACCCUGGCUAUCCCCCCAACUCCUCAAACCCAGCGAGCCCAGCCUUCUCCCAAGGUGUACCUGUACAUCCAGAUGCAGCUCUGUCGGAAGGAGAACCUGAAGGACUGGAUGGCUCAGCGCUGCCUCCCGGAGCAGAGGGAGCACAACCAGUGUCUGGACAUCUUCCUCCAGAUCGCAGAGGCCGUCGACUUCCUGCACAGCAAGGGGCUCAUGCACAGGGACCUCAAGCCCUCCAACAUCUUCUUCACGAUGGACGACGUGGUGAAGGUGGGAGACUUCGGCCUGGUGACGGCCAUGGACCAGGAGGAGGACGAGGACGAGCCGAGCGCCCUGACGCCCGCACCGCUGCUGACCCGACACACGGGCCAGGUCGGCACCAAGCUCUACAUGAGCCCAGAGCAGCUCUCUGGAAACUCGUACUCUCACAAAGUGGACAUUUACUCUCUGGGUCUGAUCCUGUUUGAGCUGCUGAACUCCUUCAGGACCCAGAUGGAGAGAGUGAGGACGCUGACGGAGGUGAGAGCGCUGCGCUUCCCAGAGGUGUUCUCCAAAAACAACGUUCAGGAGCUGAGCAUGGUGCGCAGCAUGCUGUCGUGGAGCCCCGCCGAGCGUCCCGAGGCGGCCGAGAUCACGGGGACUCCUCUCUUCCAGGAGCUGGAGCUGGAGCUGCCUUGCCGACUGGCCAUGAGGCAGCGCUCCCGCACCUACAGCGCCUCGUCCAUGGGCCGCCCCUCGCGCCAGUCAUCGUCUACCUGAGAGUCCCCCGGGACGCAAUAUGUAACCCCCAUCCCACUCAGCCACCCCCCCCCCCCCCCAAGAGAAACACCUCAGCCCCUGUGCCAUCACACACUGCCUCAGAACUUUGAAACGCUCAAGUUACGACAAACGUGCAGGAAUUUAUCUGCGUGGCUUCAGAGCGGCGAGAGACAAAGUCCUGCACAGUUGCUCCCCUUGGCAAACACACACACACACACACACACACACACACACACACACACACACACACACACACACACACUGUUACAUACUCGCACACCAUCAUGCCCACGUUCCCAAUUUUAAUCACACUUACAAGUGAUAGAAUAUUUUAAAAGCAACAUCCGUUCUGUAAUGUCCACGACCAGACUUGGCUCAAGUGGCACACGCGAAAUCAUUCUUAGUGGUUGUUUUAAAUGUCUCUGAGUACCAGAUGGGCAGUGGGUACUAAGCUACCAUCCACAGGACAUUAGAGCUAAUGGAUUUGGACGUGUUUCCAUCUGACAUGGCUAACUGGAUCAUCUGGUACUCUGAGAUGAUAGACAAACAAACACGCUGAGAACCGUUAAACAUAUGAUUUGACGCCGGUCCGGUCUCAACACGCUGCUUGCUCCCAAACAUUCAGCCAGUGUUCACUCACCAUCGCUACACCUCAGGUAUCAAAAACCAAGAGGACACUCCAAAGGGGCCUUUGAUGCUUGAUCAUCCUAUCUACUGGUGACCAGUACUGAUCACUGGUACGAGCACUAUCCGGUGUUCUGACACCCAAUAUGCCUGAUUUGGGAGACCAAAAAAAAAAAAAAAAAGACCAUCUUUUUUUCUUUUUUCCUACGUGUUUUUUUUAAAUAAGAGAAGGUGAUGUAUUGCGUCAAGAAGAGUUUAUGAAUCCAGGUCAUCUGAUAUGAUUUGCCUUUAGAAAGGGGCCCCCGGGGGCCUCCUCUGAAUGAAUGGCGAGCCCUCUGGCUCCUGUCUUUUCUGCAUGUACCUGAUAGGAAAGUGAAGGGGUGAGUGUGGGUUUGUUAUCUUAAAGCCAGUACUUGGAAGCAGUUUUUUUUCCUGUGUGUACAUUUACACGAUGACUCUGAGGUGCUCAAUCAUUUUUUCCAACACCUCCUCUCUGCUCUGUGUAUAUAACUGAAGGGGAAAAAAAAAAAAUCUGUUUAUAUCUUUUUCUUUGGUAAUUCAGAAGAUAUGUUCGAUCAAUCCUGUACAUAUUGUAAGGCGGCGUUGCUUGUAAAUGGCUUUUUUCAUGAGGCAACUGUAAGAUAGUGUGAUAUAGUG